AUGCCACGGGCGGCAAACAUCUCCAAUGUGGAGAGAUCUUUCAUUCUUGAGGCCUUGUCGCAAGGAGUAAGGCUUGAUGGACGAGGUCUGAAUGAUGCUCGCAAGGCGGAUUUGACCUUUGGCGAUGGGUAUGGGAGUGUCACAUUGCGGUUGGGCAAGACCAGGAUACUGGUACAGAUCUCUGCAGAAGUCACCAAGCCGUUGGAGGAUAGGAAGUUUGAUGGCAUUUUCACCAUCAACACUGAGCUCAGCCCAAUAGCGUCCGCUGGGUUUGAUGUUGGACGUCCGUCAGAGCAGGAGGUGAUUCUCUCCCGGAUGCUCGAGAAGGCAAUCAGACGAUCACGCGCCAUCGACACAGAGGCCUUGUGUAUCGUGGCCGGCGCCAAGUGCUGGUCGAUCCGGGCGGAUGUUCACGUCCUCGACGCAGAUGGAGGUCUGAUUGAUGGCUCAUGUAUUGCCAUCAUAGCCGCCCUACGACAUUUCCGACGGCCUGAUGUCUCUGUCAAUGGCGAAGAGGUCACUAUCUACGCCUACGCCGAGCGUACACCUGUUCCACUGAGCAUCAUGCACACGCCGAUAUGCUUCACGUUCAGCUUCUAUCAUGGUGGGGAGGUUGUGAUACUGGAUGCGACUCACAAGGAGGAGCAGGUCAGUGAGGCGGAGAUGAUUCUGACGGCGAAUGACUUUGAGCUGUGUCAGAUUGCGAAGUUGGGAGGAGUAUCGGUCGAUCCCAUGGUGAUGCUCAAGCUGACUAUGCUGGCACUUGCGAAGGCGAAGGAGACGAACACAUUGAUCACGCAGAAACUGGCAGAGGAGGCUACGAAGCGUGACGUUAAUGGUCUCAUCGGGGAGCUGAGGGCGGAGAAUGAGCGCUUUGAGAAACCACUGGGUUGA
Cyphellophora attinorum is the source of this 894-nucleotide messenger RNA. RefSeq names its product Exosome complex component rrp45. Gene Ontology annotation, biological process: exonucleolytic trimming to generate mature 3'-end of 5.8S rRNA from tricistronic rRNA transcript (SSU-rRNA, 5.8S rRNA, LSU-rRNA); nuclear polyadenylation-dependent rRNA catabolic process; U4 snRNA 3'-end processing. The record is from RefSeq and is a predicted model, not a curated record. The coding region runs from base 1 to 894 and encodes 297 amino acids. The transcript is spliced from 2 exons. Lineage: Eukaryota; Fungi; Ascomycota; Eurotiomycetes; Chaetothyriales; Cyphellophoraceae. Gene Ontology annotation, cellular component: nuclear exosome (RNase complex); cytoplasmic exosome (RNase complex).